Athalia rosae (coleseed sawfly) is the source of this 2015-nucleotide messenger RNA. RefSeq names its product phosphoacetylglucosamine mutase (gene nst). The transcript is spliced from 8 exons. The record is from RefSeq and is a predicted model, not a curated record. NCBI's taxonomy places the organism in Eukaryota, Metazoa, Arthropoda, Insecta, Hymenoptera, Athaliidae. Gene Ontology annotation, molecular function: phosphoacetylglucosamine mutase activity. Bases 223 to 1854 code for a protein of 543 amino acids. Gene Ontology annotation, biological process: carbohydrate metabolic process; UDP-N-acetylglucosamine biosynthetic process.
UUCUGCGUUAUUAGGUCUAUAAGGUAAUCUCCAACAGCUACAGACUUAUCACAUUAUCUGUGAUAAGUCUGUAGCUUCUAUUCGAUUUUGGUUAUGGAGAUAAGUUAUGGUGAAAGUUCAGGUUCAGAUCAUGUUCAGACCAGCUGUCAGAAACUCAUGAGGAAUUCCAUUAUUUAUAGAACGUAAGAGUAGUAACAAAAAGAUAUCUACGGCACUCAGAUCAUGGAUGUUCCAACAAUUGACAAAGCACUAGCUUUGCAUCCAAGAACGCACGAUGGUUAUGUUGAAUAUGGAACUGCUGGUUUUAGAACAAGAUCUCACAUGCUGGAACAUGUUAUGUUUAGAAUGGGACUCUUGGCAGUAUUAAGAUCAAAACUAAAACGAGCUGCAAUUGGUUUGAUGAUAACUGCAAGCCAUAACGAAGAGCAUGACAAUGGAGUUAAAAUAGUGGAUCCAGCUGGUGAGAUGCUAGAAGCAUCUUGGGAACAGAUCGCGACUGAAUUAGCCAAUGUUGAAGACAGUGCAGUGAUAUUGACACUGCAAGAAAUUGUCGAAUCUCAAAAUAUUGAUAUCAAUACUCCCGCAACAGUGAUCAUUGGAAGAGAUACUAGAUCCAGUAGCCCUAUUCUAGCUACUGCAGCUGAAGAUGGAGUCCAAGCUUUGAAAGGCAUUGUGCAGGAUUUUGGUACAAUUACUACUCCGCAACUGCACUACCUAGUAGUUUGCAUAAAUACAAAAGGAAGUUAUGGAGCUCCAACGCUACAAGGUUACUAUGAGAAACUCACUAGCGCCUUCAAAAAAAUUAGAGGUAGCUCCGUAAAGAAUGGAAAAUACAUCCCUCGACUUAUAUUGGAUGCUGCAAACGGGGUAGGUGCUAUUGCAGUUGAAGAAUUCAAAAAAUAUCUGGACUCUUCCAUCAGUAUUGAACUUCAUAAUAAUGGAAAUGGAAAGUUAAACUACAUGUGCGGGGCUGAUUUUGUUAAAGUACAACAGGCUCAGCCAUUAAACGUGCCUCUAAAACCCAAUAUGAGGUGUGUUAGUAUCGAUGGUGAUGCAGAUAGAGUCAUCUAUUAUUACACCGAUGAACAGGAUAAGUUUCAUUUACUGGAUGGGGACAGAAUAGCCACUUUGAUAGCAAGUUAUUUCAAAGAAUUACUGCUAGAAAGCGGGCUGAGCUUACACCUUGGCUUGGUACAAACGGCUUAUGCGAACGGAGGUUCAACAGAUUAUAUAUCUAACGUUCUGAAAGUUCCAGUCGUUUGUGUACCAACGGGUGUGAAACAUUUGCAUCAUGAAGCUGCGUACUUUGAUAUUGGGGUAUACUUUGAGGCAAAUGGUCACGGAACUGUUACCUUCAAGAGUACGGCGUUAGAAAAGAUACGCAAUACUCUUCAGGAUUCAAGUCUACCAGAAAGUGCACGAAAUGCGGUAGCGAAGCUUUUGAAUACAAUCCAAGUAAUAAAUCAAACUGUGGGUGACGCCCUUAGUGAUAUGCUCCUAGUAGAAACUAUUCUACAUACGAAGGGGUGGGAUCUCACGGAGUGGGAGAAAUCUUAUAAAGACCUUCCGAAUAGACAGUCGAAAGUAAAAGUUGCUGAUCGUACCAUAUUUCAUACAGCUGAUGCUGAAAGAAAAUGUGUGGAGCCUAUUGGGUUGCAGGAAAGAAUUGAUCAGUUAGUGGCACAGUAUCCUAAAAGUCGAUCGUUUGUGAGGCCUUCUGGUACAGAAGACGUUGUAAGAGUUUAUGCAGAAGCUGGAGAUGUGGUCGCAGCACAAAAACUGGCUGCUGAGGUAUCGCUGGCAGUUUAUGAAUUGGGUGGUGGAAUUGGACCUGAACCAGCAAUGCCAAGCUAAAGUGCAGAUGGUUUAUGGCAAACAUUCGAAUGAUUUAUAAACUUGUUAAUACUUACAUAUAUGAAUUAAUUGAGGGACCAUGGGAUGUUAUACCUGUACAUUCAAUUAUAUUUUUGUCAUAUUAAGAAUUGAACCCUCGCAAUAUAACUAAAUAUUGUUAA